This is a messenger RNA of Equus quagga, 2285 nucleotides long. RefSeq names its product syntrophin gamma 2 (gene SNTG2). The transcript has 17 exons. The record is from RefSeq and is a predicted model, not a curated record. The coding region runs from base 112 to 1731 and encodes 539 amino acids. Gene Ontology annotation, molecular function: structural molecule activity; protein binding. Gene Ontology annotation, cellular component: intracellular anatomical structure; dystrophin-associated glycoprotein complex. NCBI's taxonomy places the organism in Eukaryota, Metazoa, Chordata, Mammalia, Perissodactyla, Equidae.
CCAGGCGGAGAGGGGCGCGGACGCGGCGCCCGCGGGGCCCUUGGAUGCGCGCGCGGGGCCCCGGCGCUGAGCUCGCUCGGCCUGGAGCGCGGCCCCGCCGCGUGGGCGGCUAUGAGCGCCGAGGGACCCUUGCCCCCGGCUGCCCCCCGCGGGCGCCCGGGCUGCCUGCUGGUGCCCGUGCGGACUAAGACCGGCAUCGCUUUGUUGCACGACGAAGAGUCCGGAAAUGCGUAUGACGUCCGGGUGAAGCUAACGAAAGAGGUACUGACAAUUCAAAAGCAGGAUGUCAUCUGUGUUAGUGGAAGCAAUCCCAGUGCAAAUCACAGAACUGUUACACUUCGCAGACAGCCUGUCGGCGGCCUGGGCCUGAGCAUCAAGGGAGGCGCCGAGCACAGAGUCCCUGUCGUCAUAUCAAAAAUAUUCAAAGACCACGCAGCUGACCAAACAGGGAUGCUGUUUAUAGGAGACGCCGUCCUACAGGUUAAUGGCAUUAAUGUAGAAAACGCAACCCAUGAAGAAGUGGUGCAUCUUUUGAGAAAUGCUGGCGAUGAAGUGACCGUCACUGUUGAAUAUCUCAGGGAAGCGCCAUCAUUUCUGAAGCUCCCGUUAGGGUCCCCGGGACCAUCCAGCGACCAUGGCAGUGGGGCGUCCUCACCCCUCUUCGACAGCGGCCUGCAUCUGAACGGGACCUCCGGCAAUACAGCUCCACCAUCGCCUUCCUCGCCCAUAGCUAACGAACCAAAGUAUGAGAAGCGCUGGCUAGACACCUUGUCAGUUCCUCUGUCUAUGGCUCGGAUCUCAAGGUGCAAAGCUGGAACGGAAAAAUUAAGGUCCAGUGCAUUCGAGGUGCUGGCCCUGGACGGGGUCAGCACGGGGGUCCUUCAGUUUUACACAGCCCAGGAGAGCGCCGACUGGCUGAGAGCAGUGUCAGCGAACAUCAGCGACCUGACGCUGCAAAACAUGAAAAUGGCGAAUAAAUGCUGUUCUCCUUGUGACCAGGUUGUACAUAUGGGGUGGGUCAACGAGAGACUGGAAGGUGCCGACUCCUCUCAGACCUUCAGACCCAAGUUCCUGGCCCUGAGAGGCGCGUCCUUCUACGUUUUCAGCUCCCCUCCGGUGAGCACAUUAGACUGGGUCCGAGCAGAAAAAAUCUAUAACCUCUGUGAGGUACUAUUUAAAGUUCACAAGUUCUGGCUUACAGAUGACUGCUGGUUACAAGCGAACUUCUACCUGGGUCUUCACGACUUUGACUUGGAGGACCAGAGGCCGUACUGCUUCAGCGUCAUGGUCGGCCACGGCAAGGGUCACCUUUUCAACGUGGAACUGGGGAGUGAGCUGGCCGUGUGGGAGAAGUCGUUCCAGAGAGCCACUUUCAUGGAAGUUCAGAGGACCGGGUCCAAAACGUACAUGUGCAGCUGGCAGGGAGAGGUGCUGUGUUUCACAGUGGACUUCGCUGUGGGAUUCACCUGUUUCGACAGCAAGACGAAGAAUGUGCUCUGGAGGUUUAGAUUCUCUCAGCUCAAGGGGUCUUCAGAUGAUGGAAAAACGCGAGUCAAGCUGCUCUUUCAGAAUCUAGACACCAAACAAAUCGAGAUGAAGGAACUCGAAUUUCAGGAUCUGACGGCUGUCUUGCACUGCGUACACUCCUUCAUAGCAGCGAAGGUGGCCUCCGUGGACCCCGCCUUUGUAGACAGUCAGAGUGUCGCACGAAAAUACAUGUGCAGCAACUGAACUGUGCUUCUGUGGAGUGCUGAAAAUUAAAUUAUUUUCUUAAGAAACGAAUCUUUCCUGCACAAAUUGCAACUUUGUGGGGUUUUAUAAUGAGCCUAUAGUUGUGAUACCAAUAAAAUAGGUCACUAGUUUCCAGAGCCGAGUCGCACUCCUUCCGUCUGACCAAGCUCCCUCUGUUCUGGCAGAGCUCCGGGGAACGAGCUCAGUUUCCUCGGGAAAUAAUCGUGUCCCUGGCGGUUCUCCAAAUUACGUGAAAGUGGCACCAAUACCACACACUCUGCUUCCCACAGUGGUAAAAGCCAGACUUUAUUUUCAUAAAAUAUACAGUAGAAAAUACUGAGAACUCACCAGUUUAUUCUCCUCGGGAAGGAAAGUGUUUCCUUUGGAUCCGGCUUGUUAGCGUUCCCCUUUUCUCAAGGAGGAGGCUGAGUAAAGGGAUUAUUGGAGAAAUGAGCAGAAGUAAUAUGUGGGAAAAGGGAAUUCACUCUAAUAUUAAAUAUUUAUAAAUUGAUUUUUAUGUAAUUAAAUAAUAUGUCAGUUAAAUGCUAAUUUUA